This is a messenger RNA of Drosophila kikkawai, 1974 nucleotides long. It is a transcript of the gene Rac1, whose product is annotated as ras-related protein Rac1. Gene Ontology annotation, cellular component: cytoplasmic vesicle; cell projection; cytoskeleton. Lineage: Eukaryota; Metazoa; Arthropoda; Insecta; Diptera; Drosophilidae. Gene Ontology annotation, biological process: regulation of cell shape; regulation of actin cytoskeleton organization; motor neuron axon guidance. Gene Ontology annotation, molecular function: GTPase activity; GTP binding; protein kinase binding. The record is from RefSeq and is a predicted model, not a curated record.
UCCAGCCGCGGUCACACUGCAGUACACAGAAAAUUUACAGAAAUUAAGGAAAAAAUUAGGGAAUUCAACGCACAAAACGCUAUUUAAAGUGCCCGAAACGCAAGGCGCUGUCAUCAGGCGUCCCCGAGGACCAAAAGGGCACUGAAAACAAGUUCGGAACGACGAGGAUAACACGGACAAACGGCCGCCGCAAGAGCAACAGCCCUCCGCCGUCGCCGCCGCCCAAAAAGAACCGACGACUGCCAGCAGACCAGCCAUCAGCACCCCCUGCAGUACCACCCCGCCGCCACCGCCACCGCCGCCGCCGCACAAUCUCCAAUCUCGCACAAAGCACUCCGCUCCUACCCCAGAGUCCACUCCAGUUUGGGACAGCAACUAAAAACUAAACACACACCAUGCAAGCGAUCAAGUGCGUCGUUGUGGGCGACGGAGCCGUGGGAAAGACGUGCCUGCUGAUCAGCUAUACGACCAAUGCCUUUCCCGGGGAAUAUAUCCCCACCGUUUUUGACAACUACUCCGCCAACGUGAUGGUGGAUGCGAAGCCUAUUAAUCUAGGACUAUGGGAUACCGCUGGACAGGAGGACUACGACCGCCUCCGACCGCUGUCGUAUCCACAGACUGAUGUCUUCCUCAUCUGCUUCUCGCUGGUGAAUCCGGCGUCGUUUGAGAACGUGCGGGCCAAAUGGUAUCCGGAGGUGCGCCACCACUGCCCCAGCACGCCCAUUAUCCUGGUGGGCACCAAGCUGGAUUUGCGCGACGACAAGAACACGAUCGAGAAGCUGCGCGACAAGAAGCUAGCGCCGAUCACCUACCCGCAGGGCCUGGCCAUGGCCAAGGAGAUCGGUGCGGUGAAGUAUCUGGAGUGCUCGGCGCUGACGCAGAAGGGCCUGAAGACGGUGUUUGAUGAGGCUAUCCGGUCGGUCCUGUGCCCGGUUCUGCAGCCCAAGUCCAAGCGCAAGUGCACCCUGCUCUAAAAGAGAUUGAGCGAUCGAUAGAAGCAAAGAGAGAGAGAGAGAGAGAGAGAAAAGAUCCUCCCGCUGGAUUCUAUUUAAACGUAAUAUUAUUAACGAUAAACAAUUAUGUAACCUAAGCGUUGGCCAGAUAAUCUGCAAUCUGGCUAAACCGUAGUUUCUUUGUUACACUUCUUUGCCACUAAUUUGUGAGAGGGAUCCCUGCUGGGAAACCCCCGCCAACCCAUUCAUCCUCUUGCUUUUGUUUCCGUUUCCCGUUCCGAGUUCGUUUCGUGUGUGUUCUAUAAUUCAUAAUCCAUAAUUCUGUUUCCCUGUGUGCAUUACUUUGAACUAAAAGUUGUCGCGAAAUGUUUCAAGAUAAAAAGAAAAACAUGGAGAACCCCCAAUGGGAGAUCCGUAAACUGUAAACUCUAACUGUACUUUGUAUUAUUUAAUAACUUUUUGUAAUUAAAAUUAAUGUUGUAAAACUGAGGUAAAACCAAAAGAAAAACAAAUGAAAACCUAAAAAAAAAAAAAAAAAAAAAGAGAGCGUAAGGAGAGACGAAUUAGCCGCAUAAAAGAGCAUAAAGCAUAGAUGUCGCCUGUUGAUUGGUAGGUCCUCUAGCUGGGGAUCCAGGAUAUUGAUAUUGAUGAUAUUGAGAGUCAGUAAAGUAAACGUUCCAUUGCAAUUACACUUACAUUAUUACAUACUUGAAUUUAGAUGUUGUUGGAUGUGUAACAACUUUUUAAACACUUUUGCUAGAUCCAGGAACUAUCAAUAUAUAUAUAUAUAUACAUAUAUUCUAUAUACAAGUAUGUAUAAGAUGAAAAGUCCUUCGUAUACUAUGUACUGAAAAUUAAAGGCAUCAAACUGAGAAACACUUUGAAUACUUUGUAUUUUAAAAACAAACAGAAAACAGAUAUUCAAGACAUAAAAAUCAACAGCAACAAAAACAAGAAACGAAACCAAGAUAAUUAUAUAAAUGUGUCUAUUUCAAUGGAAAUCAAUAAAGCAUUAAAAAGA